Messenger RNA from Macaca mulatta (Rhesus monkey), 5729 nucleotides. It is a transcript of the gene GALNTL6, whose product is annotated as polypeptide N-acetylgalactosaminyltransferase like 6. Gene Ontology annotation, molecular function: polypeptide N-acetylgalactosaminyltransferase activity. The record is from RefSeq and is a predicted model, not a curated record. Gene Ontology annotation, cellular component: Golgi apparatus. NCBI's taxonomy places the organism in Eukaryota, Metazoa, Chordata, Mammalia, Primates, Cercopithecidae. Gene Ontology annotation, biological process: protein O-linked glycosylation.
UGGAGUAAAUUCUCAAUCAAAUAUAGGUAUUUUUCCCACUUUUACUCUCCUUCAUUUUCUGGCUGGCAGGCUGGACUUUAGUAGUGGUAACUUUGGUUUUAUUCUCUCAGAAUCAGUCCCUGAGCCUAUGAUGUUAUCAAACUAAACUGCGGUAGGCUCACUGGGCCAGUAAGGCCAAAUACCCACACCAAGGUUUGCAGCAGGAGAAAGGAAGGCAUUUAUUUGCAGGGCACCAAGAAAGGAUAAUCAGGCAGUUCAGGCUUAAGUCCCAACUUCCCCAAUGGCUUUCAGGUAAGGGUUUUCUUAAAGGAAAGUGUAAAUUUCAGGAAAGCAGAAGUUACAGGCAAAAUCAUAAAUCAAUACAUAGAGGUUACACAAUGUUUGGCCUAAAGUCAUACGUAGAUUUAAAGUUCAUCUGAUUUGCAGUUGGUUAAAAAAGAGAAGCUUUGUUUAAAAAUUUGGGGUGGGCAUAAAAGAACUUUAGCUUGUGGCUCCUGGAUGUGGCUUCCUCCAGUCCCUUCAGGAAAAAAUGUAGAACAAAGAACAUAAGUGAUCUGAGUUUAGUCCUUAGCAUCCCCAUUUGGUGUGGAUCCAGAUUUCAGCAAACCAACUCAGGGAUGUUUGUUACCUUUAGUUUCUAACUUUCUUGCCUAUGGUUUUGAGCUAUUAUUACCUUCUUGCUUAUCAAGUUCCUUAUAUACUUCUCCAGGCUAGCUAGGUCCCUGGAAGAAAUUCAAGAUUUUUCUUUAAUUCUAUGUUUGGGUGGGCCCACAGGCCAAGAGGGGUCCCUGCUCCCUCUCAAUGAUUCAAGUGAGAAUAAUUUAUCUGGAAAAUGAACUUAGGAAAUACUGGGAAAGCAAUGAGGAAAUAAGAUGGAAUGCUAGUUAAGAAAGUAUGGUUAUCAUCAAGGUUACUAAUGUGUAUAAUGAAUUUGUUCUUGCUGGGGUAUUCUUGGCAUUUGUAACAAGGCACCUCAUAGGUUUCUUCCUGAAACCUAAGAGUAGGAGUAUUUAUGAUGCACUGUCAUCAAUCUUGGCAAAGGCAGAGUGUUAGUGAAGCAGGAGAGUUCCCUGACCCCUCUACAGGAUGUGUGACAGGGGUGUGGCUUGUGUGUUCAGCACCAUGCACUUAAAUCCCUUACAGGAAGGGGAGCAUGCAGACAGGCAGGUGCAAGAGCUCAGGUGAGUGUUUUGGGGCUCCGUCCGCUUGGUAACGUCUAGGGGUGGGUACCUAUGAUUUCCAAAGCCCAAGUGGGAGUGUGUUUCAGUGCAUUCUUCUAGCUUUGCUGUCCAUAGAUGGCUUAAGUGUUAACCAGCUCAGUGCCCUCUUGAUACCCAGGUCCUUGUCUGCCAUCCAGGAAGAAUCACAUUACACAUGGACUUGAAGGAUAAAUUCAGGGAUCUUAUUAAGUGGUGUAGGUGGCUCUCAGUGGGAUGGAUGGGGAACUGGAAAGGGGAUGGAGUGGGAAGAUGAUCUUCCCCUGGAGUUUGGCUAUCCAGUGGCUCAUCUCCUCUCUGAUCAUUCCCAGCCAGACUCCUUUCGGCAUUCAGACGUUCCUUUUCUUCUUGCCUUCUCUACCACACUGUCCUGCCAUUCUUAUGCUCUUCUGUUAAUCUCCUCAUAGGUUCUGGAGCCUGGGGUCUGAGGUUUAUAUGGGCACAGGAUAGGGGAGCAUGACAGGCCAAAAGGCAACUUUUGGGCAUGAAAACAGGAAUGCCUGUUCCCAAUUAGGGCCAUGGGUUUCCAGACUUGCAGAUGGGGCCUUUGCCAGGGAACCACUCUUUUGUACCCAUUAUUCCCCUAUCUCCUGUCCAUCUAAUUAGUUUUCUGACACCUUGGUAACUGACAAAGCAAAUCAAAGCUUUGGGCAAAAGGGUAUAUAGAGUCAACCUUUCAAGCACUGAUAGGGCUCUGGGGCUACACUCUCUAGCUCUAGCCUCUCCCUUAUCGGCACUGUCAUAUAGCUUGAUAUGGUGAUCCUGACUCCUCUGCAGCCAUCUAGGAGAUGAAAUAUUACCUGUAAACUUUUAUUUUACUAAUAGCUCAUUUUCACUUUGUAUUCACCUAUGACCGCUUAGAUACUAAAAAACAAAAAAAAAAUUGACUCUGAAAAAAGAGUCCUCACAUAUAAUUUCAGAAGCACUGCCUUAGAGGGCUUCUAGUUCUGGUCUUAUAUCCCAGUCAUGGAAAUGGAGCAUUCGCAAUUUUAUAUUAUUUCAGUAGAGCCUCAAAGCAGAGAGGAUGUAGGACAUGUACCACACUUCCCUGGGAAGAGCUCGGGGACACCGUGAGCUUAUUUAGAGAUGAACGUGAACACACCCUUAAAGACCUAUGUACAUCUUCACAUCCUUAAUAGUAACCACAAGCUCCAGAUGGGCUGUCUACCCCAACCCAUUCACCAGCCAGAUGAGAGCCAAGUUCAGAGCAGGAGCUGGCCACCAGAGGAAUCCAAGCAUUAGUGCAGACCACAGAGUGCAUGAGCUGGUUUAUCAGACAUUUCCACUGGGCCUGGGAGAUGGGCAAUUCUAUUCAUGGACAGAUGGUUUGAGAAGAAAGGACUGGCAUGACUAUGAAAGCAUUCAGAAAGAGGCUAUGCGCUCAGGGAAAGGUGAACAUGGGAAACCUUACCCCCUUACUGAAGAGGACCAUGAUGACUCAGCUUACAGGGAAAAUGGUUUUAAUAUUUUCGUCAGCAACAAUAUUGCGCUGGAGAGGUCUCUGCCAGAUAUUCGUCAUGCUAACUGUAAGCACAAGAUGUAUCUGGAAAGGCUGCCAAACACCAGCAUCAUUAUCCCAUUUCAUAAUGAAGGUUGGACUUCACUCCUGCGGACCAUACACAGUAUAAUUAACCGAACCCCAGAGAGUCUGAUAGCAGAAAUCAUUCUAGUAGAUGACUUCAGUGAGAGAGAACACCUGAAGGAUAAAUUGGAAGAAUACAUGGCCCGAUUUUCCAAAGUGAGGAUUGUUCGCACCAAGAAAAGAGAAGGACUCAUCAGGACCCGUCUCCUGGGGGCAUCUAUGGCCAGAGGAGAAGUCCUGACGUUCCUGGACUCCCACUGCGAGGUCAAUGUGAACUGGCUGCCCCCACUCCUCAACCAAAUUGCACUAAACCACAAAACCAUCGUGUGUCCCAUGAUCGAUGUCAUUGACCACAAUCACUUUGGGUAUGAGGCACAAGCUGGGGAUGCCAUGCGAGGAGCCUUCGACUGGGAAAUGUACUACAAAAGAAUCCCCAUCCCUCCAGAGCUCCAGAGGGCAGAUCCCAGCGACCCUUUUGAGUCUCCUGUUAUGGCUGGAGGUCUCUUUGCUGUGGAUCGGAAAUGGUUUUGGGAAUUGGGUGGCUAUGAUCCAGGUUUAGAAAUCUGGGGCGGAGAACAGUAUGAAAUCUCUUUUAAGGUUUGGAUGUGUGGAGGAGAAAUGUUUGAUGUUCCGUGUUCCAGAGUUGGUCAUAUCUACAGGAAGUACGUUCCAUACAAAGUUCCAUCUGGGACCAGCCUGGCAAGAAACCUGAAGCGGGUAGCUGAGACCUGGAUGGAUGAAUUUGCCGAGUACAUUUACCAGCGGCGGCCGGAGUACAGGCAUCUCUCCACGGGGGACAUCUCUGCCCAGAAGGAGCUGCGCAAGCAGCUCAAGUGCAAGGACUUCAAAUGGUUCAUGGCUGCUGUGGCCUGGGACGUGCCUAAAUACUACCCUCCAGUGGAGCCCCCGCCUGCUGCCUGGGGGGAGAUCCGAAAUGUGGCGGCAAAUCUCUGUGUGGACAGCAAGCAUGGAGCCACCGGAACAGAGCUGAGGCUGGACAUCUGUGUCAAGGAUGGUUCUGAAAGAACAUGGUCUCAUGAACAGCUUUUUACCUUUGGAUGGAGAGAAGAUAUUCGACCUGGUGAGCCACUGCAUACCCGGAAAUUCUGCUUUGAUGCGAUCUCACACAACAGCCCCGUGACACUCUAUGACUGUCAUGGUAUGAAGGGGAACCAGCUCUGGGGAUACCGGAAGGACAGAACAUUAUUCCAUCCUGUGAGCAACAGCUGCAUGGAUUGCAACCCCGCAGAGAAGAAGAUUUUCAUGGCCAGAUGUGACCCUCUCUCUGAGACUCAGCAGUGGAUUUUUGAACAUAUUAAUAUGACUGUUUUAGAAAAAUUUAACCACCAUGCCAGCUCCUAGAAAGAAGGAAGGAAGAAAAAGUGAUUACCUACAGAUUAUAAAUGAAAUUUUAGCCAGCAUCUGGGUCGAAGGAGUCAGGAAUAACAUUUCCUCGAUCCAGGAAGGCUGGUUUAAAGAUUUGUAAAUGCCAUGUCAAAGUAGGUUGUUUUGAAGAACUUCCUGCAUCUGAAGAACUUGGCUGAGAAUCUCACCAGCUGCUUCUGAGAACUCGAGACUAGCAGUUCCCUUGCUGGCCAAGGGCAAAGAUAAUUUAGGGACUUUUCAAAACAACUGCUGAGCUAAUAAAUCCUAGCAUUUCUCAGGUCAAAUCCUGCAGUAGUGAGUAGCUAUGAAUGGAUCCUAUUAACUGGGUGGGAGGGGGGUGAAAACGGAGUGCAUGACUGCUCUGACAACCUGAGGAUAUCACAGGUUUAGAACUAGCCACGCUUAAAGGGUGAGCUGUACUCUUUGGUGCCAUUCUCUGACUAAGAAUGGGUUAAGCAGGUUUAACCCUUAAAAGUGCUGCAGAUGAUUUCAGAGUGCUCAUACUAUUCUGUUUUGUUUUGUUUUUUUAAGUGAGGGUGCAAUAUCUAAUGUAAGACUUCAAUUACAUAAUGAAAUGGACAUCCAGUGUUCCCAUUCUUUCGUUUACAUUUGCCUUUUUGUUUUUUCAGAGCAAAGGUUUUUUAUUGUUUGUGGAAGUUCACCUCCUUGAAUCCACUGGAUUUCUAAUUCACUGCCCUUCUAUGAAUCCAGUUAAAAACAAAAACAAAAACAAAAAUCUGUGCUCUCAAGUUACUCCAAAGAAAGAUCUCACAGAAGCAGCAAAACCAUAUAAGAUUUAGGAGAAGGACUUCCCUGGGAAAUCUAUUUUUACUUUUCUAUUAUUUUUAAAACCUUAAAAGUCUGAUAUUUGUCCAGUCAUAAUUUUUAUUAAGCAAGGAAAUGGAGUGAGGUUGAUGUAAUUAGUUUAGGAGAUUCUUAAACCCAAAUAAAUCUACACUCCAAGUGAUAUAUGAAAAUGGCUUGGUUCACUUCAAUUCUGUUUAAUCAGUGGUGGGAGCAUACAAGUGGUUUCAUUUGUUCGUUUGUUUAUUUGGGUUUUGCUUUUGUUUUUUAUUUUUUUUCUCGUUGUCAUUCUUUUGUAGUGUUGAUAUUAAUGACAUUCUUUUAUUUGGAAGCUCAUAAAAGGAAUUACCAUUAGUAAAGUGUUUCUGACACCAUUUUCGGUUAAUGGGACAAUAUUUCAGGGAUGAAGAAAGGAAUGCUCUGAAAACUAAAUGGAACAAUUAAUCCUUAAAACAAUUUUUUACUGUUCAAUAAUAUCAAGAUGGGGGAAGAAUAUACAGGUAUCAAGGUGGUUCUCGAGAAAAAAGAAUCAUGUUUAUGACACAUCUCUUAAGUUUUUUCAGUAUAAAAGUGUUUUAACUUUGCUUUCUUUUUGUUUUUUGUUUGAAGUUGGUUUUCCUGUUAAUAAAAAUUUAUAUAACAUCUUGGAUCUAGAGCAUUAAAUUUUAGAACUGGGAAGACUCCUAGGAUCCAAUCCCUUUGCUUCUUCAGAUGAAUAAUAAAAGCCCAGAAAGGCCCAA